CACACACACACACACACACACACUGUCCCAUCCUGCUCUCACACUCAGCUCAGACUGACAGCAGCGAGUGGAGUCACAGACACACUGUGGGACAUAAGAUUUCACUGAGGAUUUUAGGACACAGCUUUAGUGGUGUGUGUGUGUCCUGGUGAGUGAGUGUGUGUGCGUACGUGUUUGUGUUAGUGAUGGCACUUCAGAUUACACUCCGAGUGUGUGUGUUCAUGUUGUUGUGGUCAUGUGUGUAUGCUUUUAACCUGGAGACCACCGACACACUGAGCAAAGAGGGAGAACACGGCAGCUUCUUCGGCUUCUCACUUGCUCUCCACACACAGACCACCCCCCAUCGGCAGAGCUGGAUCCUCGUUGGGGCACCGCGAGCUCGAGGUCUUGGUCACCUGCGUCACACUCACACAGGUGCACUGUAUCGCUGUCCAAUCACAGCUGAGGAGUUUGACUGUGAGCGAGUCGACAUCGAUGGAGACGUGAGUUUGGACAGAGAGAGUAAAGACAAUCAGUGGCUCGGUGUGACAGUGAAGAGUCAGGGCAUCGGAGGAAAAGUUGUGACAUGUGCUCACCUGUACGAACUCCGCCAGCGAGUUAACCAGCCGUCGGAAACUCGUGACCCGAUCGGCCGCUGCUACGUGCUGAGUGAAGACCUGAGUGAGAGAGAUGACCUGGAUGGAGGAGAAUGGAAGUUCUGUGAAGGUCGUCCUCAAGGUCACGAGCAGUUCGGCUUCUGUCAGCAGGGACUAGCAGCAAGCUUCACCCCCGAUAAUAACUACAUCCUGUUUGGAGCUCCAGGAACCUACAACUGGAAAGGUGAGAUGCAUGUUCAGCUGCUCAACCAGACAGUGUUGGAUUUGGGUUACUAUGACGACGGGCCAUAUGAAGUGGCAGAUGAAAAACAGUUAAAUUCUGCGUUAAUUCCUCUUCCUUAUCACAGCUACCUGGGUUUUUCGGUGGACUCUGCUAAAGGAGUGAUGCAGCACUCUGAGCUAACGUUUGUGGCUGGAGCACCUCGUGCUAAACACACUGGUGCUGUGGUGCUGCUGAAGAAGGACAGCGCGUACCGCCUGGUCCCUGAGUUCAUCCUGUGGGGGGAGGAGCUAGCGUCCUCGUUUGGAUACUCAGUCUCUACCACAGACCUUAAUCAGGAUGGGUGGACAGAUUUAAUCGUGGGAGCUCCGAACUUCUUUGACCGUAAGGCGGAGAUCGGGGGUGCAGUGUAUGUGUUCCUGAACCCUGCUGGUCACUGGAACGAGGCGCGGCCCAUCCGCCUCAACGGAACCUACGACUCCAUGUUCGGUAUGACAGUAAGCGCUGCGGGAGACCUCGACCAAGACGGCUAUGCAGAUUUUGCAGUUGGUGCUCCGUUUGAUGGACAGGGUAAAGUUUUUAUUUUCAGAGGUUCGGCUGAAGGAAUCGAUACUAAACCAUCUCAGGUUCUAGAUGGAUUAAAUGCAGGAGUGUCUCGUUUCGGUUACUCUUUAUCUGGUGGUUUGGAUAUUGAUGGGAAUUUGUACCCAGACCUGGUGGUUGGGUCUCUCAGUGACCAGGUGGUUCUGUUCAGGUCACGGCCAGUGAUCCAUGUUAUAAGGGACAUGUCAGUGGAGCCUCAGCACAUCGACAUGACGCAGCACAACUGUAAGGGCCGAGAUGGAGUGUGUGUGGAGGUGAAGGUCUGUUACAGCUACAGAGCUCAGACUGAGUCUUACUCACCGCACAUCACACUUGGGGUUCAUUUUGAGGCAGACACUGAACGCAGAAAAUCUGGGCUGCAGCACAGAGUUCACUUCCUGGGUCGAAGGUCAUCUGAGCCUGAAUACAUUCAUUCUGAAGAGCUUGAGCUGAGAGGCCAAAAUCACCCAGCAUGCCAGACUGCCACCUUCAUACUGCAGGAGAAUAUAAGAGAUAAACUGCGUCCAGUCUCACUUUCUAUCACACACACCAUAAAGAAGACACGACAGGAUGGACACAGUGGUGGUCACACACACCAGCGUUUGGGCCGUCUUACCCCUGUCCUGAGUCUUACUCCCCAUAACACACUCCACUCUGAGGUGAACUUCAUCAGAGAGGGCUGUGGAGAUGAUAACAUUUGUCAGAGUAACCUGAAGCUGAGCUACAGAUUUGGGACACGACCCCCAAUUUCAGAUCUCUUCACUGCUUUACCAAUAGGGGAGAAUGGUGUGCCUGUUUUCUCUCUUUCUGAUCAGAAGUCAGUGGUUUUGGAGGUGACGGUUACAAACGUGCCAUCUGACCCCACCCACCCUGACGAUGAUGGAGAUGAUGCCCAUGCUGCUCAGCUCACACUCACACUGCCACACACACUCACCUACUCCGGUGUCAGGGGUCAGGUGGUUUGUGAGGCGAAUCAGAAUGGAUCUCAGGCGGAAUGUGAGCUUGGAAAUCCUCUGAAGAGAGAUGCUGUGUUGACGUUCUACAUUAUUUUAAGUACAUCAGGCAUCACUAUGGAAACCACAUCUUUAUCAGUCGACCUGCUGAUGUCCACGAUCAGUGAGCAACUUCACCUGUCUCCUGUUACAGCUCUCGCUCGAGUAGUGAUCGACCUCCCUCUCACUGUCAGCGGGGUGUCUCGUCCUCAUCAGCUGUUCUUCAGUGGGACGGUCCGAGGUGAGAGUGCAAUGGAGACACUGGAGCAAACAGGAAGUGAAGUGGAUAUCGAGUUCACAGUGUCUAACAGCGGUCAGUCUCUGCAGACAUUCGGCUCAUCGUUUCUCAACAUCAUGUGGCCUCAUGAGCUGGCGAAUAAAAAAUGGCUGCUUUACCCAACGAGUUUACACUCCGACCACCCACACACACACUGCACACACCACUCAGCACUCAACACACUCGGCCUCAAACACACAAUUCAUAACCAUCACACACACACUCAGCAGCUCAAGGUUCGUAGGACACGCUCAUAUCCUGAGGAUGAAGAGCAAAUGCAGAUGAAGAACAGCAUAAACCACAACACACCAGCUGUGGCUGCCAGUGAGAGACGUAAAUCCCUCAAACUGGACUGUGUGUUAGGUUCGGCGAGGUGUGUGGUGUUUCAGUGUGCGCUGCAGAAUUUCUCAGGUUCAGUGAGGUUCACAGUUAAAGCUCGCCUGUGGAACAGCACAUUUAUUGAGGAGUUCUCAGCAGUCAGUGUGUUGGAGGUGUUGGUCAGAGCAAACAUCUCAGUCAAAUCUAGCAUUAAACAUCUGUUGCUGAGAGAUACUGCUGCACAGGUAUCAGUGAUGGUGUACCCUGAGCUGAGUGUGUUGGAUCAGUCGCGGGUUCCAUGGUGGAUUAUCUUGAUUGCUGUAUUAGCUGGUGUGAUUGUUCUUGCACUGAUUGUCUGCAUCCUGUGGAAGUGUGGGUUCUUUAAGAAGACAGAGAGACAUCAUCACUAUGAGACAGAGUUUUAUCGUGCUCAACUUCACCUGCAGCCAUCAGAUGCAGAUAAACACACGGAGGCACAAUAACUCCAUCACACACAGACACACACACCCUCCAGUUCAGGUUUGGUUUCUUCAGGAGGUCCACACAUAAGGACAGCGUUCCUCAGUAUCAUGCAGUGAGAAUCCGGCAUCAGGAACGUUCUCACCUGCACCCUGAGCUUCAGCCCCAAAAACUCCUCAAACCUGAAAAAUCUCAC
Messenger RNA from Tachysurus fulvidraco (yellow catfish), 3640 nucleotides. It is a transcript of the gene itga7, whose product is annotated as integrin, alpha 7. The coding region runs from base 186 to 3467 and encodes 1093 amino acids. The record is from RefSeq and is a predicted model, not a curated record. Lineage: Eukaryota; Metazoa; Chordata; Actinopteri; Siluriformes; Bagridae. Gene Ontology annotation, molecular function: integrin binding. Gene Ontology annotation, cellular component: integrin complex; external side of plasma membrane. The transcript is spliced from 26 exons. Gene Ontology annotation, biological process: cell adhesion mediated by integrin; cell-cell adhesion; integrin-mediated signaling pathway.